This is a messenger RNA of Hibiscus syriacus, 689 nucleotides long. RefSeq lists its product as uncharacterized. Bases 128 to 439 code for a protein of 103 amino acids. The transcript has 2 exons. NCBI's taxonomy places the organism in Eukaryota, Viridiplantae, Streptophyta, Magnoliopsida, Malvales, Malvaceae. The record is from RefSeq and is a predicted model, not a curated record.
UAAAAGAAAGAUCCCUAUUCGUCCCGAGGUGGAAGAUGCUCUAAGAACACUGGAGAAGGUCAUUUCAGUAGCACGACAACAUGGAUUUAAUGCAUGAAGCAGUUCUUCCACUUUCUGUGAUGAAGAAAUGGUAAAUUCGGAAGGUGUUGUGAAAAACUUAAUAUAUGUUGCAGAUGACGAUGUUAAUUUAAAAGCCAAGGUUGAUGUUAAGGCCCACUCCAAAGAGUUUGUGUCGAAUCUGGAGAUGACUUCGGAGAAGUCUCGGAAUAGCAGUGAGAUUAACGACACGAGGCACGAAGAUUCGAGUUCCCUUGCAAUGGAAGCUAACCAUAACAAAGUUGUACUGGGUUCACCUCAGACAAAUGUACCGGUUGCCUUGAGUUCCUAUGGAAAUGGAAUCAUCAAGGCAGAUGGGUUCUAUGAAAAAAGACCUAAAUGAAGCUAAAAAGUUGAGUAACCGGAGAAAGCAUAUAUUAGGCUGCUUCAGCUUGAGUUUCGGGUGACCGAUGUUUAACCCGGGAAGAAGACCUAGAUGGCUAAUACUAGUUGACUUCAUCAGCAAGGCACUUGAAGACUUGAGAAUGGAUUUUCUGAUAUUUUACACAAAAAACAUCCCUAAAAAUAAUGUAAUCUAAUAUUAUGUAUACCAUAAUUUGUUCCUCAUCUAAUCAACAAUGUGAUAUAUAUAA